Messenger RNA from Centropristis striata (black sea bass), 1191 nucleotides. RefSeq names its product NECAP endocytosis associated 2 (gene necap2). Gene Ontology annotation, cellular component: membrane; clathrin vesicle coat. Lineage: Eukaryota; Metazoa; Chordata; Actinopteri; Perciformes; Serranidae. The transcript is spliced from 9 exons. Gene Ontology annotation, biological process: endocytosis. The record is from RefSeq and is a predicted model, not a curated record. The coding region runs from base 68 to 835 and encodes 255 amino acids.
CAACUGCAGCAGAGGUGUCCAUUGAAAGUCGGAAGUUGGCUCCGAUAGUUGGUAAAAACUUAACAAAAUGGCAGAAGACAACAGUUAUGAGUCAAUGCUCUGUGUAAAGCCCGAGGUUCAUGUUUACCGGAUCCCGCCGCGGGCCUCUAACCGAGGAUAUCGUGCUGCUGACUGGAAGCUGGAUGAACCUGCAUGGAGUGGCAGAAUGAAAAUCACUGCUAAAGGCAAGAUGGCCUACAUUAAGUUAGAGGACAGAAACACAGGAGAGUUGUUUGCCCAAGCUCCAGUCGAACAGUAUCCAGGGUGUGUAGUUGAAGCAGUCACAGACUCCAGCAGGUAUUUUGUGAUCCGGAUAGAAGAUGGCAAUGGACGCCAUGCUUUUAUCGGUCUGGGUUUUGCUGAUCGUGGAGACUCAUUUGACUUCAACGUAGCUUUACAAGACCAUUUUAAAUGGGUGAAGCAAGAAGGUGAGCUCGCAAAACAGGAAGCUACUGAGAACACAGCACCGAAGCUGGACCUGAGCUUCAAAGAGGGACAGACGAUCAAGAUCAGCAUCGGGAACAUCAAGAAGAAGGAGGCAGGUGGUGCCAAACCGCGGCCCAUGGCUGGCGGCCUACUUCCACCUCCACCAGGUGUAAAAGUCGGAGGUGUCAUACCACCUCCGGUUGCACAACAGACAGUGCCACCUGUACAGACUAACGCUGCCUCUCUUUUAGACUUUGGGUCCCCCGGCCCCGCAGCCCCACCCAGCUCCGACUUGUGGGGGGAUUUCACAUCUGCAGGCUCCAACUCCAGUAAAGAUGCUGUCAAAUCAGGAUGGGUGCAGUUUAGUUGAGUGGAAGUGGGAUGUUUGAUUUUAGAAGUCAGGUGACCACUAACCCGUCGUCGCUGGAGUGUCUGAAGACAAGUGAGCAUGUUGAUGGUCGAAGGGAAAGAUUGACUCGUUACACUAACCAGAUGAAAAACAUCUAUGCAUCGCCUUAAAUCAAAUGUUCCCUGAUUUUAUCUCUAGUUUCCUUUCCUUGUCACUGUAAAUCUGUCCAGAAUCAGAUUUGACUGUUCCUCGUCGUUACAACAUCAUAGAGUUAUCUCAUUACACCAGCACCACUCAUCUCAAGGUUGUUUUUACAUUUUUGGGAAAGUUAGUUUACCCAUCGAAGUACCCGUGUUUUGUUUAGCUUUAUACAAUUA